GUGAAGACGUCAAAAGAUAACAGAGCCGUCCACAAUAGGCACCUACUCGGUCGACUGUCAAUUAGUCUCGUAUGUUAAAAUGCAUACAUUCAAAUUCUAAUGUCAUUUGAGCCCUCAUCUCAACAGCUCUUGACUAUCAAAUCGCAAGGGAACCAACCGGCUGGGUCGAAUUCCGCGAGCUGCAUGUCUCACAUGAAUUCAUCUGAACACAGCAUGCGGGGUCACACUUCUUCGGGAGACGUCGGCCGAGGCGUCCGCCACCAUCACAGUGGCUUCGAACACACGGCAUAAGAAGCAAUCUCACCUCUUCGAACCUCACCUCACCUCAAGCAAUCCAAAUCUCUCUCAUCAACACAUGCCAAACCAUCCAAACACAAACUCACCCUGUAUCCUCACAAUGUCAGACCCCCUCCCAAAACUAAUCACCCUAGAAGAACACUUCGUAGCAGAAGACCUCUUCACAGAACUCUCCGACAUAUACGCAGAACAACUCAAACACCUCCCCGAAGUAGCAUCCCGCCUCAAAGACGUCGGCCCCCUCCGCCUCUCCAACAUGGACGACACCCGCAUCAGCCUGCAAAUCGUAUCCCACGCCCCCGGCCUCGGCCCCCGCGCCCCACACCUAAGCAAACUCGCAAACGACCAGCUCGCGGGCGCAGUACGCGCCAACGCCACCCGUUUCGCAGGCUUCGCCGUGCUACCGAUGGCCGACCCGGAGGCCGCGGCGACGGAACUCGGGCGCUGUGUCCGGGAGCUGGGGUUCGUUGGCGCCUUGGUGGAUACGCACGUCGACGGGAAGCACUACGACGACCGACGCUUCUGGCCCGUCUUCGCCGCCGCCGCGGAGCUCGAUGUGCCGAUUUACUUACACCCUACCUACCCCUCCGAGAGCCAGCGGCCCGCGUACGAGGGCAACUUUGACCCCGGCGCGGCGCGGAGUAUGGGAUCCAGCGGGUUCGGGUGGCACUCUGAAACGGGUCUCGCCGUCCUCAAGCUCUUCGCCGCGGGCCUAUUUGACGAACACCCGUCGCUGAAAAUCAUCAUUGGCCAUUUCGGAGAGAUGUUACCCUUUAUGAUGGAGCGCGUGGAAAAGCUCUCGGUGCGGUGGGGUCCGCGGCGGCGCCGUUGGCGGGAGGUGUGGGAGGGGAACGUGUGGGUUACCACGAGCGGGGUGUGGGGACUCGCGCCGCUGGCGUGCGUGUUGAGGAAUACGCCGGUGGAACAUAUUUUGUAUAGUGUCGAUUACCCGUUUGAGAAGAACGAGAAUGGGCUCGCGUGGAUGAGGGAGUUGAGGGAUAGUGGGAUGGUGACGGGGGAGCAGCUUGAGAUGAUUGCGUUUCGGAAUGCUGAGAGGUUGCUGAGGGUUGAGGCGCCGUGAUGUGUAUGAGUGGGAGAGAGUGUGAGUUGAGGUGCGAUGGGUGACUGGGAAGUGGUCUCGAGGGGAUUUCGAGUCUAGUCUCGUUUGGGUCACACGGUCUCCAUAUACACAACGCGUUCGACUUUGAGGGAAAUCAAAAGACCCUGUUUCCCUCUCCAUCCGUCACGAUCGUGAGUCGUGACUGGCCCAGAUUUCCCUCUCCAGCCCCGUUCCCCUCCCACAAUAAUCGUCUCUCCCCUUCUGCCCCGCCCACGAUGUCCUCUCUCGCUUCUUGGUACCACCCAUCGCAGCGGCUGUCACACAAGAUCGUCUCUAUGGCUCAGUCGGUAGAGCGUUGGUCUCAUAUUAAAUACAUAU
Molecule: messenger RNA, 1735 nt
Organism: Colletotrichum phormii
Lineage: Eukaryota; Fungi; Ascomycota; Sordariomycetes; Glomerellales; Glomerellaceae
Exons: 1
Coding region: 356-1378 (340 amino acids)
Biological process (GO): secondary metabolic process
Cellular component (GO): cytosol; cytoplasm
Molecular function (GO): hydrolase activity; carboxy-lyase activity
Source: RefSeq, a predicted model, not a curated record